This is a messenger RNA of Raphanus sativus (radish), 1580 nucleotides long. Its product is annotated as inactive protein RESTRICTED TEV MOVEMENT 2. The transcript has 2 exons. The coding region runs from base 121 to 1275 and encodes 384 amino acids. Lineage: Eukaryota; Viridiplantae; Streptophyta; Magnoliopsida; Brassicales; Brassicaceae. The record is from RefSeq and is a predicted model, not a curated record.
AAUGCAAGAGAAAGAGGCUAAGCAUUGUAGAGAUUGAGGUCUUAUUUAUAUUCAGAGCAAUAAACCCUAAUGGAUAUUCUCAAAGCUCUGACAAACCACAACCAAUUCACAAAUUAAUUAAUGGCAGCAAGACAGCAACCGAGAGGAACAAGCUUAGAGGUUCAGUAUAAGGAUUUUGUCCCCAAAUCUGAAUGGAAAGAUCAACCUGAAGCCACUCUUUUCACAAUUGAUCUUCCAGGUUUUACAAAGGAGCAAAUAAAGGUAAUGUAUGUGCAUGCCUCGAAGAUGAUAAGAGUCAGCGGAGAACGUCCCCUGGCUGGUCAGAGAUGGAGCCGUUUCAACAAAGUGUUCACUGUUCCGCAGAAUUGUCUAGUAAAUAAGAUCCAUGGGACCUUUAAUAACAAUGCCCUCACCAUCACCAUGCCUAAGGAGACAAUUACAAAGAUGCCUAAUCUUCCAGAAGCUUCUAUAACUGUGGCUGAGAAGGUGGAGAAGCUAGAGGAAAAGAAGGUUCUGGAAGAAGGUAUAAGGAAAGAAAAGCAAGCAGAGGCUGAGAAGAAGAAAAAGCUUCUGGAAGAGAAAGAGGGAAUACUUAGGAAGCUGCAAGAAGAAGCUAAAGCAAAAGAGAUGAUUGAGGAAAGGAAGCUUCAAGAAGCAGUUAUAGCAAAAGAGAAGGCCGCGGCAAGAAGGUUUCAAGAAGAAGUUAUAGAAAAAGAGAAAGCCGAGGCAAGGAGGCUGCAAGAAGAAGCUAAAGCAAAAGAGAUAGCUGAGGCCAGGAAGCUUCAAGAAGCAGUUAUAGCAAAAGAGAGAGCUGAGGCAAGGAGGCUUCAAGAAACAGCUAUAGCAAAGGAGAGGGCUGAGGCAAGGAGGCUGCAAGAAGAAGUUAAAGCAAAAGAGAUGGCUGAGGCGAGGAAACUUCAAGAAGGAGCUUUAGCAAAGGAGAAGGUCGAUGCAAUAAAACUUCAGGAAGAAACUAAAGCAAAAGAAAAGCUUGAGGUGAGGAAGCUUCCAGAAUUGGACUAUACAAAUCCCGGUCCUGGUUCGGGGACUAGACCUGUAUCUGGAAAAGCAAGCGAGGCCGUGAAAUCAGCAGAAGAAAAACUAAGUUACUUGAUGGUGAAAGAAAAGCUAACAGGAAAAGGGAUAAUGGAUAAAAUAAGAGGAAGGGAAAUAACAAGUGAAGAGAAGAAGUUGAUGGUGAAUGUAGGAGUGUCUGCUCUUGUUAUAUUUGCCCUAGGAGCUAACGUUUCUUGUAGCUUUUGCUCAUCAUCUUGAUCACCUUCUACCAAACCAGAAUGAUAUGGUCUUAAAGAAGUGUGAAGGAGAGCUAUUAUACUUUGUGAAUGUAAUAUAUUGUGAAAUCUAAUAAACGUUGGUGAAGGCCAUGCUCACAUUGGCACAUAUAAAUUAGGAGAAUCAUUAUGUAAAUAACUUUUAAAUUCGGUGAGAAGCUGUUCUUGGUGGUGAAUGGUGUGCUUUGUUCUUCUAGUGUUCUAUUAUUGAAUGGAAAGAGUUUUUCUCUUUCAUUUUGUUAUUAUCCAAAAAUAUACAAUACUCAUGGUUCUAAUUUAAAUAUGCUA